Molecule: messenger RNA, 1065 nt
Organism: Suillus subaureus
Lineage: Eukaryota; Fungi; Basidiomycota; Agaricomycetes; Boletales; Suillaceae
Exons: 10
Coding region: 1-1065 (354 amino acids)
Source: RefSeq, a predicted model, not a curated record
AUGUCUCUCACUUGCUCCCUGGAAAUGCUGUCCCAGUAUAUGGAUGAUAGCUACACUGGCCCAGGUUCUGUUCUUUCUGUACACAUGCAGUUCCCAGUACCCAAACUGCCAUACAUGAAGGAGUUUGAGAAUCUGAAGAGUAAGCUGCACUGCUCUGAGCACCAAGGAGAGAGCAUGUUCUGCUGGGUAGACACCUCACAGAGGGGUGCUCCACACUACCCGAUGUGCACUCAAGAUUUACAAGAGUGGGCAAGAUGUUGUCAGCAACAGGGUAAUGUCUGGCAGAGUAUUUGCCAGACAGCCAGACCUACUCUUGAGGUUGAAUCAAAAUGCUUCUACCCCAAUACCACCCUGUGGUUACAAUCAACUUACUCCCUCAGAUUUCCCCCACCCUGUGCUAGGCUUUGCACCCUGUCACACUGUGUCAUUGUCUUUGGCAGCAGAGUAGGUUACUCACCACCUGUUGAUCUGGAAUUUGCCAAUCCAGAUGAUUUAUGCAAGCACAUCAUUACUGCCCUCAAGGAAGACUUGCAGGAUGGUGUAGAUAUAUGCAUUAUAAGCUUGUUUGAAGACCAUCAUAUGCCCCCAAUCUUCAAUGAUCCAUUGCUGUCCAAUGACCUUGCCACAUUCAUGACAGUUAGGUGGUUAGGGGUACCUGACACUCUUCUCGAGUUGCAAGGUCCUGCUGGAGUUGUGCUGUUGUGGUGCAUAGACAUUGCCUCCUCAGAGGAGGGGGAGGAAUUGAUGUCGAAAUUUCACCAUUUCAUGGAGAGGUGCAAGGACCUCCUCAUGGUCACCAUCAUUGAUGUCCACAAGUCGGCCCCUUACAAACAACCCAAGGAUUUGUUGGAUAUGGAGUUGUCAAUGGAGGGCAUCCUGCAUUGGUGGGUCAAUCCACUGAAGAUCACUAUCAAGACCUGGCUCCAUCACCCUGAGGGACAAUUCUCUUUCAAUGUGAAGCAAAGUGAUAAUCAGUAUUAUGCAUGCUCUCAAAUUUGUCCAUAUCCUACAAUGGACACUGGGCAUCUUGACUCAGUGCUCAAGUGGGACAUGAUGUUAAUCUGA